ACGACUCGGCCCCGAAAAUGGACGGCGGUGAUUCGGAGAUCUUACUGUCUUCAGAUUUUUCCAACCCGGAGCUGGACCUCCAACUUGCAUGGCUGAACGAACCCAAGAAAAACCCGGUGGUUAAAGCUGCUCCUGGACUCCUCAUAUGUAUGGAUGAGAAGACGGACUUCUGGCAAAAAACAUACUAUGAACCAAUGCACGUGCAGGAUGACGGUCAUGCAUUAUACAUGGAGGUGUCAGAGGUCAAAGUGGUGAUGGAGACAUCAUUCACCCUGAAGGCUGUCAACCAGUUUGACCAGGCUGGUCUGCUUGUCCGGUUUGACGAAGAUCACUGGAUAAAAAUGGGCAUUGAGUUUGUUGAUGGGACUUGUCGUCUGAGUUGUGUGGUAACAAACACCUACAGUGAUUGGUCAACCCAGGACUGGCCUUUGCUCCGUUUGCAUGUCAGGAUUUUCAGGCUAAGAAACAACUUUGUGGUGGAGGGCUCAGCAGAUGGCAAGACAUGGUCCAUGAUGAGGAUAUGCCACCUCCACGUUCCUGAGACAGCCAGCCUUAAGAUGGGCCUGAUGGCCUGUGCACCAGCUGGCGGUGGUGGUCAAGUCACGUUUGACAAACUUGUCAUCAAGAAAUGUAGCGGGUACCAUCACACAAACUAACAGAGCUCAGCUUAGGGAAGCUCGAAAGGAGACUAAUUCUGCAGCAUUUCUGCUGUCUCCAAGCAGUGUCAUGGCAGUCUCUAAGUAAGUAAUUAAUGCACAGAUGAUCAGGAGUGUGAGGGACUACGGUUAUCAUGUUAGGGAGGAAAAAACACAUUCCAUAGCUAAAUUCAAAAACCAGAACAGAAUAAAGACCCCUAAUACUGCUCAUCUAAUGGCUGACGACAGAAACAGUCGUUGGUUUUGACCUUCAAAUACACCCCUGAAAGUCAGAGAAUUCUGUGACCCAAGUGAAUUUAUCAAUUCAUAUUGCAUCAUGUUAAGCCAAAUCAACUAUUUUUAAAUGCCGCUCCUUUCAGGCUUUCUGUGGUGUUUAAUGUGUAAUAUUUCUUCUCUGGCUUCAUGUUUGAUUCUCCCACAUUAAUCUGUGAGAAAAGCGACACCGUUAAACCUCAUUAAUAACAGCACUUUUAAUACAACUCUCUGCUUUACGUCAAGGAAAUUUUUAAGUCCCAAUGGUUUAAAUGGAUUUUCAUUAGUUUCAAUCCUGACAGCACAGGUUUUUUGUUGUAACAAGUGGACCUCUUAUUAAUGACUUUGUCUGGUAUUUGGAAUCCUUCUGGAAACCGACUACAGAAAGGCAAACUUCCUUACAUUACAACAAUGGCUGAAAUAUCAAUGCAAAAUUCCAAUAUGGCAUUUAGUGUGCAAAAAUUAUAUUUAAUAAUUUUGAUGUAAAUAAAAUUUCAGUUAUUUUUCUGAAAAUAAAAGAAGUACAUGUACAAUCAAAUUCAAAACAGUUCGAGUCAUAUGUUACGCAAAUUUGAAAAGGUUUGAUGUUAAUGUUUUUCUGUCGGAAAACAAACAAAAGCCAUACUUGAGUUACUCAGCAGAGGCUGGGAAUGAGGACGGAUGAAUGACCGACGUCGAUGAUGAUAAAUACGCACUUGUGGCAAGAAGAUUUAAGUAUUUAUUUUUACUUCAUUAUGUCAUCACACAAGAGUCAUCACACAUGAGCAUCGACGAACCUGUUAAAUGGCCGGCCACUAACUCCCUUAUUUUUAUUUUUUAUUCUUAACGAGCCUCGGCGUUUCAUGUUUUUCUCAUCCGAUUUUUCAGUGUCUGGGAUAACUUGUUAAAUGCAAGUCUGAAGUUGCAAAGACAAUGUCAUGGUGUGAUUCAGAAAACACUCUCUAUACAUACUGCAGUAACUGCCUUGUUAUAGCACCUCUGGGUGUCAUACUUUCAUUCAUAAACGGUGUAAUAAAUAA
Acanthaster planci (crown-of-thorns starfish) is the source of this 1927-nucleotide messenger RNA. RefSeq lists its product as uncharacterized. NCBI's taxonomy places the organism in Eukaryota, Metazoa, Echinodermata, Asteroidea, Valvatida, Acanthasteridae. The record is from RefSeq and is a predicted model, not a curated record.